Molecule: messenger RNA, 1371 nt
Organism: Papaver somniferum (opium poppy)
Lineage: Eukaryota; Viridiplantae; Streptophyta; Magnoliopsida; Ranunculales; Papaveraceae
Product: short-chain dehydrogenase TIC 32, chloroplastic-like
Exons: 8
Coding region: 36-1010 (324 amino acids)
Source: RefSeq, a predicted model, not a curated record
ACUGCCCAAUAUCAAAAUUUAGCAGCUAACUGAAGAUGGGUCACUGGUACUCAAAAUUUGGUUCUUCCGGUUUUAACUCCUCGUCUACAGCCGAACAUGUCACCGAGGGGAUCGACGCGAUAGGUCUCACUGCGAUUGUCACAGGUGCAACAAGUGGCAUUGGGACAGAAAUAGCAAGAGUAUUGGCUCUAAAAGGGGUCAAAGUAAUUAUACCUUCAAGAGAUUUGAAGAAUGGUUUGAAGAUAAAAGAAAUGAUACUCCAAGAAAAUCCUAAAGCGAAGCUUGAUGUCAUGGAGAUGGAUUUAACAUCCAUCAAAUCCAUCACUUCUUUUACUCAAUCCUUUAUUUCUUCAAAACAACCCCUAAAUAUCCUCAUCAACAAUGCUGGUAUAUUUGCUUGUCCAUUCCAGCUCUCUAAAGAUGGAAUAGAGCUGCACUUUGCUACCAAUCACCUAGGACAUUUCUUACUAACGAAGUUGUUAAUGGAUGAGCUGAAAACCACAGCCAAAAAAACCGGCAUAGAAGGAAGAAUAGUCAAUGUAUCUUCCACUGCUCAUAGUUACUCGAAGGAGGAUUCUUUGCUUGAUCUUGAGAUCAUAAACGAUCCCACAAAGUACAAAAAAUAUGAUGCUUAUUGUCGAUCCAAGCUUGCAAAUGUUCUACAUGCAAAUGAGUUAGCUAGGAUUUUGCAGGAAGAGGAAGCAAACGUGACGGCAAAUUCUCUACACCCUGGAAUUAUAGCAACUAAUAUAUUUCGAUUUAUGAACUUUAGAGGCAUUAUGUGGCAUGUACUGGCAGUAAUAUCGAUGCCUUUCAGGAAGAGUAUACCCCAGGGUGCAUCAACAAUUUGUUAUCUUGCUCUUCAUCCAGAUCUGAAAGGUGUUACUGGAAAGUAUUUUAGUGAUUGCAAGGAAACACUUUCAUCGCCACAAGCCAGAGAUAUAGAUCUGGGGAAAAGGCUUUGGGAAUUCAGCAUGGAUUUGCUAAAUAACCACAAUGGUCCGAAAUGAAAACCAAAUGUACGUAAUUCGAAUUAUCACAUGUGUAUUAUGCCAUGAAACGAUCUGGCAUCUCAUUUGAUAACUUGCAAUCUUAUUAUGAGCGUGGGACCUUGGCCCAUAUGUGUGAGCCCCAUAUAUAUAUAUGGAAAAUGAUUGGUGUACCGUGGAGGAAACCCCGUGACUGCACUGUGUGAGAGAGGAAAAAAAGAUGGACCCCACCUUUAGCCCCAUCCCUGUAAAUCUUUUUCAAGGCUGCUCUACAAUUCUUGGAUUUUUUUGCGGUGCAGAUCGUGGUACACAUCUUUGAUGUGUGUAUCAUUACCGUAUAUAUUUAUGUAAUUUGUUUUUUCUUAAAUAACGAAAAAGAAAA